Molecule: messenger RNA, 714 nt
Organism: Adineta steineri
Lineage: Eukaryota; Metazoa; Rotifera; Eurotatoria; Adinetida; Adinetidae
Source: the annotation of a GenBank genome assembly
AUGGCAUUUUCAAAUUUAUUUCGACGUCAUUCAACUUCAAUCGAGGCACAAGCAGCUAAUUAUGCUUGUAUGGAUGAAAAUUCUACAGCUGAAACAUUAUUAGAUGAACUUGAAAUGCAAUGUCAAAAUAGUUUAACCUUAACAUCAUUAAGAACAAAACGUAAUUCAGAAGUUUUAGCUCAUAAAAGUGGUUUACUUGCAUCAACAUAUAAACCAUCAUCAUCAUCAUCAAAACGACGUUCAUCUGUUGAUUAUUCAUGGUUAACACCACAAAAUAAUCUAUUACAAACACCAACUGAAUUAUAUCAUUUAUCAGAUAUAAUUAAAAUGGAACUAAGUGAAUUAAUUCAUCAUGUUUUACCAGAAGAUUGUUCAAUUGUUGUCAAUAAUUUUCGUCGAAAUGUACGUUCACAAGCACAAUCAACAACACCUGAAACUAUAAUUGCAUUAUUUCGAAAAACAGUAUCAGAUUAUAUUGAUCAAAAACAAAAAACUCGUCGUUCAAAUUCAAAUUCCAAUGAAAUAGUAAAAUCAAAUGAAGGUAAUAGUUCAACAUCAACAACUAUUAAUCAAAUAGUACGAAAUAAACGUAUUUUACCAAAACAUCAAUCUGAAGAAGAACAACAUUCACUUGCUGAAUUAGCUCAAAUAUCUUUAACAUCUCGUACAAAUGAUUUAAUAGAUGUUAAACCUCGUUCCAAUACUCAUGUAUAA